Molecule: messenger RNA, 1363 nt
Organism: Zophobas morio
Lineage: Eukaryota; Metazoa; Arthropoda; Insecta; Coleoptera; Tenebrionidae
Product: histone-lysine N-methyltransferase PRDM9-like
Exons: 2
Coding region: 95-1339 (414 amino acids)
Biological process (GO): regulation of transcription by RNA polymerase II
Cellular component (GO): nucleus
Molecular function (GO): sequence-specific DNA binding; zinc ion binding; DNA-binding transcription factor activity, RNA polymerase II-specific
Source: RefSeq, a predicted model, not a curated record
ACUCGCGGUUCCGUUGACAAUUUAUCACUUGUUUUCACGUAAGACACAUUUUGUUCUCCUCUGCCUGGUUUUGAAGUUAAUAAAUGCCCAAACUAUGGAAAUUGACUUAAUAAAUAAGUGUCGAGUGUGUUUGGAGGGCGACAAACAAAUGCAUUUUUUAUUUGACGAGUUCGACCAAGGGAUUACCCUGCAGGAUAUUUUGACCAGUACGACGGGAUUCCAGAUUCAAGAAAACGACGGCUUUUCGCCCUACAUUUGCCAGAACUGCACCUCAAUAAUCGUCGAAUUUUAUAACCUCAAAACGAUCUAUGAAGAGAACGAAAACCAGCUGAAGUCGCUUUUGGCGACCACGGAAACUAAUUCGCUUGAACCGGACGAGUCCAGUCUAGACAAAGACGACGAAAAGAGCGACAACGAAAGCGACUACAUAACUAUCAAAGUCGAGUCGUUUAGUAGCGACGAGUCGAACGAUUUUCAGUCAAAAAACGACGAUAACUAUGUGGUUUCGAGCAGCGCGGAAGGCGAGCCCGAAAUUGGUGCUUCAGUGGACUAUGACUUCCAAGAAAUCAAUACGUUUACGUGUCCGGAAUGCGGCGACUGUUUUUUGUACAAGAACGACAUCCAUGCCCACAUGGUUGCAAAGCAUGAUAUAACAGAAAUUGACUAUGACGAGGUCUCAGAACCGUCGCUUUUGAAAGUGGAAAAACACCCGUCGUCGUACGUGAAUAAAUGCAAAGUUUGUAAUCAAGCAUUUGCUUCGAGUGAAGAAUACAAAGAACAUUUAGAAACCCACAAGAAAAACGUUUGUGAUAUUUGCGGUGUUGGGUUUAUUAAAAAAUCGUACUUGAAGGAUCAUCAAGAAAUUCAUUGCACUGAAAAGCGGCACGUGUGCAACUUUUGUAAUAAAGCCUUCAAGAGAAGAACAGUUUUAGUGAAACAUAGGAGGAUCCACACACACCCUAGACAGUGUAUUUGUGAAGUAUGUGGUAAAGCUUUUAAUGACAAAGGUACUCUUAAAACGCACAUUAUGCUGCUGCAUGUCAGGGAACGGAACUACAUGUGUUUGAUUUGUGGGAUUAAAUUUCCGCUUAAAGGAACGUUAGAGAAGCACAUCCGGCGACACCAAAAUAAGGAACGGGAAUUUUUUUGUACACAGUGUCCUUUAGGGUAUAGGGAUAAGUCAAGUUUGGACAGACACAUCUACGUUAAGCACAGUGGGAGAAAUGUCAAGGCCACUUGUAGCGAUUGUGGGAAACAGUACACCACUAUUGGUAAUUUAUUCAAACAUCAAAGAAAUUGUCACAGUGCUUCAGGACAAACUGUGGAUGAAGCCAUCUAAGCAAAUAUAUAGUAAUAUAUUUUU